Molecule: messenger RNA, 1210 nt
Organism: Vigna radiata var. radiata (mung bean)
Lineage: Eukaryota; Viridiplantae; Streptophyta; Magnoliopsida; Fabales; Fabaceae
Exons: 2
Coding region: 417-950 (177 amino acids)
Source: RefSeq, a predicted model, not a curated record
UUAACAGUUGCUGACAGUUACAAAGGAAUGGUCAAACACCAAUCACCAAAUAGAAACUCCCAUUAAUAAUCCUCAUUAUUAUUUAGCUCCCUUCAUUUUUCACCAUUUUCACCAUUAUCGAAUUCAACUCAUUGUACCAUCGGCACAAACCAAUCAACCCUCCACGGCGGCGAGGCGACCACCCUCUUUCAAGGUUGCCUCCGCCGAUCACCACCACCACCAUCACCACCCACACGUCCUUCCCUACCUACUCAUCAAUUCUUCUUCUUGAACAAAUAUAAAUAAAGCGCCACCCUUUUGCCUAUAAAAUAUUAUAUAGAGAUAGAUAUAUAUACAUAUACAUAUAGAUACUUUCAUGCAUUGAUAGGUGUAAAUAUACACAUUGAAUCGAUCGAAUAUAUACACAAAAAGUAUACAUGGGAGAGGUGGAGCAACGUGUGCAGAUGCAGGAGGUAGAUGCGAAGUUGCAGCAGCACAUUACGUUUGCAGAAGAUGCGUUGAAGAAAAGGAAGCGGUUUUUGUCGAAGCAGUUAUCGCUGUGUGCGGCGCCGCGAGACAUCGCAUGGGAGAGGAAGAAGAAGCAAGAGGGGAGGACGAGGACGAGGACAAGGAGGAACAGUUUUCAUCACUGCGACGACGUCACCGACGAUGACCUUCACGAGCUCAAAGGCUGCAUAGAAUUAGGGUUCGGUUUCAACGAGGAAGACGGCCAGACACUCUGCGACACCUUGCCUGCUCUCGAUCUCUACUUCGCCGUCAACCGCCAGAUGUCACCGGUCUCCACCCCUAACGGCCGCGCCUCUUCUUCCUUUGGCAGCACCAUCAACGCUAUACCACCUGACUCUGAUUCUUGGAAGAUUUGUAACCCAGGGGACGACCCUGAACAUGUAAAGACGAAGUUAAGGCAUUGGGCUCAGGCUGUAGCUUGUUCUGUAAUGCAGUUUCAUUGAGGUGUGGAAUUUUUGUACAGAAGAAGAUAUAUGUUCUAGAUAAGCACAGAGAAAGAGCAAGAAGGCCAAAAACAGAAUCUGAAAUCUUGCUUUCGUUUCUGGACACUUCAAAAACAACCAAAACACAAAACAAAACCGUGUUACUUUCUGUCGGGGUUUUUUUUUCGGAGCUUUUCCUUUUUACGUUUUUAUAGAUAUGUUUUUCGUAUGUCUCUCCGAGGUCUAUCCAUGUAUACAGGUUUGAGCCACUGGUAAAUACU